CCAGGGAUGCCUCGUUACUGUGCGGCCACCUGCUGCAGGAACCGAGCCGGCCAGAGCGCCCGAGACCAACGCAAGCUCAGCUUCUACCCAUUUCCUCUCCAUGAUAAAGAAAGAUUGGAGAAAUGGUUACGGAACAUGAAGCGUGACACUUGGAUUCCCAGCAAACACCAGGUCCUCUGCAGUGACCAUUUCACACCAGACUCCCUUGAUGUGCGAUGGGGUAUUCGAUAUUUGAAAACGACUGCAGUGCCAACUAUUUUUUCGAUGCCCGAUAAUCAGGAAAAAGGACUCUUCCAGAAAAAGGUACAGGAAAAAAGAACAGAGGAUGUCAAAGAAAACCCCCUGAGGAGUACAGCAGCUACUUCUUUAAAACCUUGUUCACCAAAGAGGAAUAAUAUAAUUGAAGAAAGGCUUUAUAGGAAAGCACUUUGCACAACUUUAAGCAAGUCUUUUGAACAGAAAACACCACUUCAGAAUGAAGUUAAAUCUGAAGACAUCGUCGUAUAUCCUGAUAAUUCCAUUAGGCAGACUUUUGAGCAAACAAGCCCUGUGGUAAUAGCAACUGAUGUACAGACUGUAGCAACCAGUGAUUCUUGCACCCCAGAAAACAUGAGCUUUAACAAAGCUGUAGAGCAUCUCUUCAGUGGUACAACCACAGUUUUGCAAGCUACAGUUCACAAUCUUCAAUCAUGUCUUGAGUGCGACUCAGAUCCUAAAGCCACAGUUUUGCAGCCUUUAGAUUUUAAACACUUGGAUCCAUCUCUGGAAUUCAGUAAUGUGACUGUACCCAUUAAUGCCCUUCCACCUGAUCAACUAGGGUCUUGCAUGGCACGCUGUACAGUGGAAGUCAAGCCAUCUGGUGAAAACUCAUUGUUGCUCCAUACCGUGUCCCAAGCUUUGGAACAGCUUAGUGGGGAUGAAGGGUCUAUUAUCACCAUAAUUGUUCCUUCAGAGGAUUCAAAAACCCCUUUGUUGCUAGAGGGCUCAAUUGUGCCAGUGGACCAGGAAUUAAUUGACAUUGAAGCUGGAGUGUCUAUGUGCGUCACCAGUGAUGGUGGUCUUGAAGUGCUACAGAUGGAACAUUCGUAUUGUAGGCAAGAUGUAGACAGGGAGCAACUCUGGCAAAAAAUUACAAAGCUGCACUCAAAAAUAGCACUUUUAGAAGUCCAGGAGCGGAAAACUUUAGGCAGACUCAAAUCCCUGGAAGCACUUAUUGCCAAGCUGAAGCAGGAAAAUCUGCUUUCCGAAGAAAAACUUAAGAUUGUGGAAAACUGUUUCACAACCUUCGAAGUGACUAUGAUACAAUAAAAGCUUUAAAGUAAUGGUUUCAACUAA
Messenger RNA from Euleptes europaea (tarantolino), 1335 nucleotides. It is a transcript of the gene THAP5, whose product is annotated as THAP domain containing 5. The record is from RefSeq and is a predicted model, not a curated record. The transcript has 3 exons. Lineage: Eukaryota; Metazoa; Chordata; Lepidosauria; Squamata; Sphaerodactylidae. Gene Ontology annotation, cellular component: nucleus. Bases 7 to 1308 code for a protein of 433 amino acids.